CAACACUUCCGCUUUCUUCUACGCUACGGGAAACGUGUGUCGGUAGCUAGGUAAACAACAUGGCUGCGGGAUCCAGCGGUGCGGGCAGCGAGCUACAGAAAGAGUUGAUGUGUGCCAUCUGCCUGGACUACUUCAACGACCCCGUCAUUCUCAAAUGCGGACACAAUUUUUGCAAGUUUUGCAUCCUGAUGCACUGGGAGGAGAACGGAGGAGAGGACGUCGGUUAUCAAUGCCCCGAGUGCAGAAUGAUAUUUAACAAGAUCAGCUUCACCAAGAACUACCUGGUUAAGAACCUUGUUGAUAAGCUGAGUGAGUUUGAGUGUCUGAAGCCCUGUGAGCAGCCGGCUCCAUCCAAGCGUGUCCAACUAGACGGGAAAUGCGACAGGCAUGGAGAGGAGCUGAAGCUCUACUGCCACACCGACAACAAACCCAUCUGUGUGGUGUGUAGGGAGUCCCGGGCACACAGACAUCAUGAUGUGGCUCCUGUACCAGAGGUCCUUGAGGAUAUGAAGAGCGAGCUGCGACUGAGGCUGGUGGAAUUAACAUGGCAGAAGACUGUGUGUACAAGAGUGAAGGCUAUGGACGAGCAGACCAAGAAUGAAGCCAAGUUAAAGAAGCUGAAGCUGAAGGAGAAGAUUGAGGAGGAUGUGGGAUCUCUAGUCCAGUUCCUGUUGGAUGAGAAGGACGACCUACUGGAGGCUCUGGAUGCUGAGGAGGAGACUGUCAUAGGGAUGAUAGAUGACAACCUGAGGUGGGUGGAGACCGAGGUGGUAGCUGUGGACAAACACAUGGCUCAGAUACACAACCACAUCAGAGGAAACACCAGCUUCGAGAGCAUCACUGAGACAUACAAAAACCCUCUAAAGGUGAGCCCUCUCAUAUCAUCUGUUAACUGUCCGGGCGACUGGAUGAAUGAAUUCUCUGGACCCCAUCAGCUGAUCUUGUGGAAAAGGAUGAUGCACGUGUUGCAUACCAUGCCCCAGAACCUGACCCUGGACCCAGACACAGCUCACCCUAACUUGGCCAUCACAGACUUCGACACCAAGGUAGAGGAAGUGCGUACCCGUAGCCAGGAACCAGACCUGCCUCAGCGCUUCACCCGCUUCUGUGGCAUUCUGGCCACUGCACAAUACUCCAGCGGACAACACUACUGGGAGGUGGAUGUGAAGGACAAGGGCGUAUGGUACUUGGGGGUGACUGGGGAGUACAGUCCCAGGAAGGGUUUCGUCAACCUGUGUCCAUCCUCUGGCUACUGGAGCCUUAGUCUGCAGGACAGGCUAUAUGCUAACGAGGAGGAUGCCAAGAUACCUCUGGCCGACUACUGGAACUCCCCGCGGGUUGGCGUGUACCUGGACUACGACGCAGGCCGCGUGUCCUUCUACGACGCAGUCACCAUGAAGAAGUUGUACAUGUUUGAUGCGUACUUCGAGGAGCCGGUAUCUCCUUUCUUCAGCCCAGGGAAGAACGAUCCUGGGAGCAGACUGCAGAUCUGUCAUUACUACUGAGAUGGAGGGGGGGGGGGGUGUGCGUGCGUGUGCCUGGAUAGAAGAUUAGGCCUACAGCCAACUCUGAGUGAGUGAGUGAGUGAGUGUGUGUGUGUGUGUGUUUGGCUACUCAUUCCAGAUUCACUAUUGAUGAUGUAUGAUCAACCAUUCCAGCUGUGGCUUUGUGCCAGAGCCCCUGGAGUGUUCUAGAAUGGUACUGAUUCUACUGUGGCUUUGUGCCAGAGCCCCUGGAGUGUUCUAGAAUGGUACUGAUUCUACUGUGGCUUUGUGCCAGAGCCCCUGGAGUGUUCUAGAAUGGUACUGAUUCUACUGUGGCUUUGUGCCAGAGCCCCUGGAGUGUUCUAGAAUGGUACUGAUUCUACUGUGGCUUUGUGCCAGAGCCCCUGGAGUGUUCUAGAAUGGUACUGAUUCUACUGUGGCUUUGUGCCAGAGCCCCUGGAGUGUUCUAGAAUGGUACUGAUUCUACUGUGGCUUUGUGCCAGAGCCCCUGGAGUGUUCUAGAAUGGUACUGAUUCUACUGUGGCUUUGUGCCAGAGCCACUGGAGUGUUCUAGAAUGGUACUGAUUCUACUGUGGCUUUGGUGGGGGUUCCAGAGUGUCUUGUUCAAACUUUGUGAUUGUAGAAUUUGUAAAAUGUAAACAUUUUAAAAUGAAAGAGUCCCUGGGUGACUCGUUGUGACUGAUACAUGACAUCACGUUGGAAAGACGGCAGCCUUUCUCCUAAAGGACACCGAGACACGGCCUGCUGGGUAUUGACGAAGUGUGGCCGUUUUCAACGUGUUGAAUCGUCUGCGAAGUGUUAAUGACAACCAAUAUUCUGGUCAGAGGAGAUGCCACCAUCUGGUUCUAACCUCUGGUCUUCACGGCCGUGGUCUGACCCCGCUGGACUUCACGGCGUGGUCUGACCCCGCUGGACUUCACGGCCGUGGUCUGACCCCGCUGGACUUCACGGACGUGGUCUGACCCCGCUGGACUUCACGGCCGUGGUCUGACCCCGCUGGACUUCACGGGCGUGGUCUGACCCCGCUGGUCUUCACGGCCGUGGUCUGACCCCGCUGGACUUCACGGGCGUGGUCUGACCCCGCUGGACUUCACGGGCGUGGUCUGACCCCGCUGGACUUCACGGCCGUGGUCUGACCCCGCUGGACUUCACGGCGUGGUCUGACCCCGCUGGUCUUCACGGCGUGGUCUGACCCCGCUGGUCUUCACGGCCGUGGUCUGACCCCGCUGGUCUUCACGGCCGUGGUCUGACCCCGCUGGUCUUCACGGACGUGGUCUGACCCCGCUGGACUUCACGGCGUGGUCUGACCUCUAAAAGCUGUGCUAGGAAGUGGUUGCAUCUCAAAUGGCACCCUAUUCCCUAUAUAGUGCACUACCAGGGCCCACAGGGCUCUGGUAGAAAGUAGUGCGCCAUAUAUAAGGGAAUAGGGUAUGUGGUCAUACUGUACCAUAGUAGUGGACAGAACAGCACUUCUCAGUCACGGCUGUUCCUACAGACAGUCAUUAGAGGUGUUGGUAUCCUACUACAGACACAGGACGUGUCCCCAAUAGCACUCUGUACCAUAUACAGUGCACCACUUUGGUCAAAAUCAGUUCACUAUAUAGGACCGGGUUUCCCAAACUCCAUCCUCGGGAACCCAAGGGGUGCACGGUUAGGUUUUUGUUGUUGAGAAGUGCUGUUCUGUCCACUACUAUGGUACAGUAUGACCACAUACCCUAUUCGCUUAUAUGGUGCACUACUUUCUACCAGAGUCCUAUGGACCCUGGUAGUGCACUAUAUAGGAAAUAGGGUGCCGUAUGAGAAGCAUCCUUAGUUGAUGUACAGAAACGGAGAACUACUCUGAAUUUCCUAAAACACAAAGUACAUACGUACAGGUAACUGCCAAAAUAAAGGAAACACCAACACAGUGUCUUAAUAGGGCGUUGGGGCCACCACGAGCCACCAGAACAGCUUGAAUGUGUCUUGGAAUACAUUCUACAAGAAUCUGGAACUCUAUUGGAGGGAUGUGACACCGUUCUUCCACGAGAAAUUCCAUCAUUUGGUGUUUUGUUGAUGGUGAUGGGAAAACCCGUCUCAGGCGCCACUCCAGAAUCUACCGUAAGUGUUAAAUUGGGUUGAGAUCUGGUGACUGACACACACACACCUUUUAAACCCCCUAUGUUCCUAUGAGACCCCUCUUUCAAAUCACUGAGAUCUUUUUUUCUAGCCAUGGUAGCCAAAGUAUCGGAGCAUUUUUAUACAUGAACAUAAGCAUUAUGGGAUGUUAAUUGCUUAACUCAGGAACCACAUCUGUGUGGAAGCACCUGCUUUCAAUAUACUUUGUAUCCCUCAUAUACUCGUGUUUCCUUUUGAUUUUGGCAGUUACCUGAACGGUACAUAUUCUGUACCAUUACAUUGACUAUUAAUGGGUCCUGUGUUUUGUUGUCAAUAACAUUACAUUACAUCCUGUUUUCUGUUCGCAAUAACAUUACAUCCUGUUCUUUGUUCGCAAUAACAUUACAUUACAUCCUGUUUUCUGUUGUCAAUAACAUUACAUCCUGUUUUUUGUUCACAAUAACAUUACAUUACAUCUUGUUCUUUGUUGUCUAACAAUACAUUACAUCCUGUUUUUCAUUGUCAAUUACAUUACAUCCUGUUUUUUGUUCGCAAUAACAUUACAUUACAUCCUGUUCUUUGUUGUCUAACAAUACAUUACAUCCUGUUCUUUGUUGUCUAACAAUACAUUACAUCCUGUUUUUUGUUCGCAAUAACAUUACAUUACAUCCUGUUCUUUGUUGUCAAAAACAUAACAUCCUGUUUUUCAUUGUUGUCUAACAUUACAUUACAUCCUGUUUUUUGAUGGUUGUGAAUAACCUUGUUUGUAUUUGAAUUGUCCAUUUUAGAUUACGUUUUUAACCUGUGUGUAGUUUUUGGUUCAUCGUCAUUUCGUAAAGGUUUAACCAAUUCCAUUGUUUAGUCAAACUAAAGUGCUAACACUGGGCCAUAUUCAGUUGCCAAACUUUCUUGAACAUUGCAGAUAGAACUGCCAUGAAUAGAGCUGAUGUGAAUCCUUAUUCUACAUCUGAGGUAUGUUUGAUCUACACAGGCUAUUUCUAUCUGAACGUUCCAAAACAUUGUGUCAUGCUGAAAGCGAUCUGGCUAUUGUUGUUUAUUUUGGUGCUUUAACAUGUGGAGAACACUGUUUACAGGGGUAGAAUGUUUUCCUAUUGGCUAUGUGUCCGUUCAGGUCACAUUGCUCUGGUUGCUGAUUGGUCCAUUUGAGCAUGGUUGUCUUGACCAUCUGCGGUCCAACCAGAAUGUUCCACUGGGGUUGUGUUCAAAUACAGGGCUGCGUUCAGUAUGAAUUGAAUGUAACGCUCAAUGAAACGGUGCUAUACUGAACGACCAGUUGAAAAAAGGAGACUGGUUGAAGUUUCAAAAUGUACAGCUGCCCUUUUUAAAUACUUAACAUAUUGCUUCAAGUCACACUCACCAAAUGAAGCAAAUGUACCUUAGUCUGUACAAGAAAGUUUUGGGAAAAGGUGUCGUUCAGUACAAACCGUUCCGCAAUGUAGCAAACGUUCAAUCGAACUGAACGCACCCCAAGAAUACACAAGGUCAGUUCUCUUUGUUUUGAAGUUUUUAUUUUUAUCCUGUUAUUCAUUUACCCUUGAAUAUCAAUGUAUUUAUUAUACAUUUUUACCUUUUUUAUUUUUUUUGAAUUUAGUGUUUUCAUUUUAAUGAAUCAUGAUUGUUUUAAUGAAAUGAUUGCAAUGCAUAUUGGGUGUUUUGGAAAGAAUGGCUGUUUUUUGAAUUGUGUUUGUUCAUGUUGUCAUUAGUGCAAAUUACAAAUGCAAUACUGUAUGUAAGCCUACCGUCCUUGUGUUACUAAUGAACAUUUGGAAAAUAAAAUGUAACUGGACAAUG
Molecule: messenger RNA, 5411 nt
Organism: Salmo salar (Atlantic salmon)
Lineage: Eukaryota; Metazoa; Chordata; Actinopteri; Salmoniformes; Salmonidae
Gene: trim47
Product: tripartite motif containing 47
Molecular function (GO): protein binding; zinc ion binding
Source: RefSeq, a predicted model, not a curated record